Cyprinus carpio (common carp) is the source of this 2573-nucleotide messenger RNA. RefSeq lists its product as uncharacterized. The coding region runs from base 899 to 2560 and encodes 553 amino acids. The transcript has 10 exons. The record is from RefSeq and is a predicted model, not a curated record. Lineage: Eukaryota; Metazoa; Chordata; Actinopteri; Cypriniformes; Cyprinidae.
CAGACAUAUAAAAACAAAUGUGUGAGACAUUUUCUUCACCAAGAUAAUAAUACUCCACAAGUGUGAAAAUGCAGCUCUGUGAGGUUCAUGCAGUUAUACAUCUCUCCAGACAAGCACAGCUGCGGUUCCUAGUUUGGUAGUUAGGUUGUGUAUAGUACAUGUGUGCAGACAUGUCGUAGCCUACUCUGAGCACUUCAGUCAAUGUGUGUUUUUCACAUUUAACAAUCUUCUGUGAGAAACAGGACCCCUUCAAAGCUACAUGCUUCACCAGACUGAAUAGUAAGUAACAUUACAUAAUCAUUCUCAUGAUAAUGAGACACCUGCGCUGCGGACACACCUGUCUCCAGUGCCACGAGUCACCACAGUGCAGGAUAAAAGUAGGAUGGACGACAGUGAAGGGCGAGAGAGAUCCAGGCUUGGGUCGUUUUAGUUGGUGUUUCUUAUUGUUUAUUAUUAUUUUUUAUGUUAGUCGGCAGUCGACCGUCAGGGGUUGUCGCUCACUUUCGUUUUGUGGUUUAUCGUGGGAUUACAUUGAUGCUGCGUUAUUCUGAAACACGUACAGCAUUAAGGAAACAUUUCUGCUCAUUCAAUCAAACUGACGGAUAAGGGUGAUAUGUAGUGCAACUUUAUCAACUGAAAUUAUUUGUUUCAGUCAUUUUGAGUGAAACUUCCCCAAAACCGAGAGUGCCUCCUAUGAUCUAAAACGCAACAGAUUCGUUGAGGAAAAGGUGGAUAAAUGUGAGCGGACACAGUUGUGCAACAAGACGGGGCGGAAUAAGAAUCCGCGAAUGACUGUUCUGUCGUGACGGGUGUGAACGGCUCUAUUGUUCGGCUCAGGAACAAGAAACAUCCAGCAACGAAGCAGAUUCCUCCAAAGUGAGAUCAGGGUUUUACCGAAAUGAAGAACACCGUUUUAUUCUCGGUGAUCCUGGUAUUUUUGGACGGUGUGUUUGGUGAGGCAGCUGAAAGAAAGGAAGUGUCCGCUUUGGAGGGAGAUUCUGUUACUUUACACGCUAACGUUACUGAAAUACACAAGAUUGAUCUGAUGAUGUGGAUGUAUGGAUCUCAGGGGGCUAUUAUUGCUAAACUCAAUGGAAAAAGUCAACUGAUUUCACUUUAUGAUGUUGAUGACGGGAGAUUCGGAGACAGACUGCAGCUGGACAGUCAGACGGGAUCUCUGAGCAUCACUGACAUCAGGACCAAACUCUCUGGAGAUUAUCAGCUGAAGAUCAUCAGCAGCGAGACCUCGUACAGGACAUUCAGUCUGACCGUCCACGAUGUGUUUUUUGCUGGUAUAGACUGGAUCUCUGACCAUCACAAACAGCAGAAGCACAGAUACAGGAGUUUAUCAGCUGCAGAUCACCAACAGCAAAGAGACAGUCUACAAGAGAUACAGUGUUUAUCUGUUCCUGAACCAGGUCUAUCUUCAGGAGUUAUAGCCCUAAUCUGUACUUGUGUGCUGCUCGGUGCAGCUGCAGCGGUAAUCACUGGUGUGUGUUACUAUCGCUGCAAGUACUCAAGACUAAAGUAUGUCAAGACUCAAAUGUACUCAGAAGAUGAAAUGAAGACAAAAGAAGUUACAGAGGGAGAUUCUGCCACUCAGCACAUUGGUAUUGCCAAACCACAGCGAUAUGAUCAAAUACUCUGGAGGUUUGGACCUCAAGGCUCUCUCAUCACUCAGAUUCCUUUAAGGAACAAAGAGACCUUACCUGAAGAUGACGAGAGAUUAACCAUAGAUCUUCUCUAUGUGGACUCACUUCGAUUCUCAGAGGGAGAAGAUGUCACUCUAGACACCGGUGUUAGUGAACUACAGAGGGACGAUCAGAUUCUCUGGAGCUUUAAAUCUGAAGACACUAUUAUAGCUAAAAGAGAUGGAGACACCAAUCAGGUUUUAAAUGAUGCUGAUGGUGGGAGAUUCAGAGACAGACUGCAGAUGGAUGAUCAGACUGGAUCUCUCACCAUCACAAACACCAAAACCACAGACUCUGGAGUCUAUCACCUUCAAAUCAGCAGCAGAAAUAAAGUCUCAUAUCAGAAGUUUUCUGUGUGCUUGGACACAGUAAAAGUGAGAGCGGGAGGCUCCAUCACUCUGAACACUGAUGUUACUGAACCAGAGGAUGAUAAUGACACCGGCCUUGCUGAAAUCAGCCAAGUCAGCAGUAAGACCUCAGUGAAUCAUGAUGAAGAAAACAAAGUGUCAGUGAUGGAGGGAGAUCGUGCCAAACUAAACACUGAUGUUAGUGAACUACAGAGAGACGCUCUGAUACUCUGGAUGUUCGGCUCCAGAGACGGUCUUAUAGCUAAAGCUGAUAUGGAGAACAAUAGGAUAUCUAUAUAUGAUGGUGCUGAUGGCAGAUACAGGGACAGACUGGAGCUGGACCGUCAGACUGGAUCUCUGAGCAUCACAAACACCACAUGCACAGAGACCAAAUCCAAGCUAUUCAGAGUUACUGUUUCUGUUAACAGAGAGACAAACAGAGAAGAUGCUGGGGAUUCCUUUCUGAGAGAAAACUCAGAGAAGAUACCAUUAUUUCGGACGUACAGUGGCACAAGUGUUUGAUUGUUUAAAAUUA